Molecule: messenger RNA, 2926 nt
Organism: Callorhinus ursinus (northern fur seal)
Lineage: Eukaryota; Metazoa; Chordata; Mammalia; Carnivora; Otariidae
Source: RefSeq, a predicted model, not a curated record
AUGUCGGGAGCUAUCUUCGCGCCCCUGGAGGGCCUGGGCGCCCUGGACGCUGCGAGCGGCCACCCGCUGGUGUGCCCGCUGUGCCACGCACAGUUCGAGCGCCCGUGCCUGCUGGACUGCUUCCACGACUUCUGCGCCGGCUGCCUGCGCGGCCGCGCCACCGAUGGCCGCCUCGCCUGCCCGCUGUGCCAACACCAGACGGUGGUGAAGGGCCCCAGCGGGCUCCCUCCGGUGGAUCGGCUGCUGCAGUUCCUGGUGGACAGCUCAGGGGAUGGCACGGAGGUGGUGCACUGUGCCAACUGUGACCUGGAGUGCAGCAAGCAGUGUGCGCUCAACAUGUCCUUAGACCAUUACCCGUCAGUGGAUUCUCCAACACCUAAGGCACCCUGGAUCCCAAAUGUGGGCCCCAUUUUACAGGAUGCAGAGACCACGUACUUCUGCAACACGUGCGGGCAGCCGCUGUGCGCGCGCUGCCGCGAUGAAACGCACCGGGCACGCAUGUUCGCGCGCCACGACAUCGUGGCCCUGGGCCAGCGCAGCCGCGAUGUGCUCCAGAAGUGCACGCUUCACGCGGAGCCCUACAUCAUGUUCUCCACCGACAAGAAGUCGCUGCUGUGCAUCCGCUGCUUCCGGGACAUGCAGGGGGAGAGCCGGGCGCACUGCGUGGACCUCGAGUCAGCCUACGUGCAGGGCUGCGAGCGGCUGGAGCAGGCGGUGCUGGCCGUGAAGGCCCUGCAGACGGCCACACGCGAGGCCAUCGCGCUGCUGCAGGCGAUGGUGGAGGAGGUGCGGCGCAGCGCGGCGGAGGAGGAGGCCGCCAUCCACGCCCUCUUCGGCAGCAUGCAGGACAAACUGGCAGAGAGGAAAACGCUGUUGCUGCAGGCUGUGCAGAGCCAAUACGAAGAGAAGGACAAGGCGUUCAAGGAGCAGCUGUCCCACCUGGCCACUCUACUGCCCACCCUGCAGGUUCACCUGGUCAUCUGCUCUUCCUUCCUCAGCUUGGCCAAUAAGGCUGAGUUUCUGGACCUGGGCUAUGAGCUGAUGGAGAGGCUGCAGGGCAUCGUCACACGUCCCCAGCACCUCCGGCCAGCGCAGAACAGCAAGAUCACCAGCGACCACCGCGCCGAGUUUGCGCGCUGCCUGGAGCCGCUGCUGCUGCUGGGGCCGCGCCGGGUGACAGGUGCUGGGGGCGGCGCCAACACACUAGCAGCGGGCUCAGGCCCCAAGGUGCUGAUGGGGCCCAGCUGCCCUUCCCCAGUGGGAAAGAUGCUGGGGUCGCCGGUCCAAAAGCCCACGCUGCACCGGUCCAUCAGCACCAAGGUGCUGCUGGCGGAGGGGGAGGAUACACCGUUCACAGAGCACUGCCGCCACUAUGAGGACUCCUACCGGCGCCUGCAGGCAGAGAUGCAGAACCUGAAGGACCAGGUACAAGAGUUGCACCGGGACCUCACCAAGCACCACUCGCUCAUCAGGGCAGAGAUCAUGGGAGACAUCCUGCACAAGUCCCUGCAGGUGGACGUGCAGAUUGCCUCGGAGUACGCUUCCCUGGAGGGGAUGAGAGCAGUCUUCCAGGAGAUUUGGGAGGAAUCCUACCAGCGGGUGGCUAACGAGCAGGAGAUUUACGAAGCCCAGCUCCAUGACCUUCUCCAGCUGAAGCAGGAGAAUGCCUACCUGACCACCAUCACCAAGCAGAUCACGCCCUAUGUCCGCUCCAUUGCCAAGGUGAAGGAGCGGCUGGAGCCCAGGCUUCAGGCGCCAGCAGACGAACAGUCGGAGCACCUACAAAACAUGUGUGAUGACAGCGCCAACGGUGAGACUCAGGCCAGGAAUGACCCGGUGAGUGUCACAGAGAAGAGAGAGAAAACAUCAGAACCUAGAGGGAACGGCCGGACUCUGAACAGCCUCACAGAAGAGCCUCCACUGAAGAAUAAAGACCCUCAUAGACCCAGACAGAAGAACGGGGGUGAUAUCCCCACACGGAGAGAGCGCCUGACUUAGCAAAUGGGACUGGUCCUGAGGGGUGGGUAUUUUACAGCCUGCACAUCAAGACUGGGAUAUUUAAGAAAACAUUGUUCCCAUCAUGAAACACAGGGUAAUCACUAGACAGCAGAAGACCCCAGAAACUCUGACAGGUCCUCAUUUCAGCUUGUUUGGCCUGAGCUGAGCUUCACUCUUCCCUGUGUUCGCACUGCACGAAGUCUUGGUCCCCAUCACGUGGCUGCGGACAGCAUCCCAGUCCACAAGGAAAAGCCCUUCGCUGCUCUGGCACCCCCUUGGCGUCUGCAUGCGGGGACCUGCACUCCCAUCAGCCCGCACCAGUCCAAACUUGAGAUAAGGAGACUCCAGCACUGUGCAGCACUGGCCCUGCUGGUAAGUUCCACCCAGCAACCUGAGCACGGACUCAGCAAAGAGGAAACCCCACUCCAGUUUUCUCCUUUCACACAAGGACUGAGCUCACAGCAGCAGCCAGUGGCAUGUGCGGCAGGAGAUGGUCACAACUUCUCCACAACUUUUUCUCCCUUUUCCAGUUGCCCUUUCUAUCAGGUGAAAUGUCUCAAAUGCUUAAAAAGGAAAAUUAACCCAGAUGACCUAAAAUUUAAAGUUUUGGAGGUAAAAUGUCCACACAGCCACAUUUUAAGCAGAUAUCCAGCUUACUCAGCGGUUCCAACAGCAAAUGGCUUCCACAUGCCAGGCAGACCAGCAGAUCAACACAUGAAAACAUCACAUCAAUAUCCGACACCUCUGCACCUGUUUUGGAGCAUGGACACUCAUUCCGGAGCAUCACAAACCCUCGGUAGCCUAAGGGGCAGGAGGAACUUGUCGUAACAAACUGGUUAGAGAUUAGCAUUCAGAACUGAAUUGAGUGGGCAAAAUGCAUCUGGUUUUAUGCUGUAAGUCCCAGACAUUUCUUAGUCAGAGGUGACAU